AUGCAGUUGAGCUAUGACCAUUUGCCUGUUGACUUGAAGUGUUGCUUCCUCUAUUUGGGAGCCUUUCCCAAUGGCAAUCAUAUCCCCGCUGCAAAACUGAUGCAGCUAUGGAUUGCAGAGGGGUUUGUUGAGGAAGAAGGAGUAUUAACCAUGGAAGUCAUAGCGUGUGAAAAGUUGUGUAGUUUGGUUAGUAGGAAUCUAGUGAUGACAACACAGAGAAAGUCGAAUGGUCAAAUUAAAACUUGUUGUGUUCAUGACAUGUUGCUCCAAUUCUGCAAGAAGGAAGCUAAGGGCGAAGGCCUAUUCAAUGAAAUCAAUGAAAUUAAUGUCAGGAAUCAACAGGAUGUCUGUCGUCGACUAAGCGUUCACUGCCCUUUUAAGGAGUUCGUUUCUUCAAAGCAACAUCCAGAACAUGUCUGGUCCUUAUUAUGUUUUGCCUCGAAUAGAGUUGAGAUGCCUCCAGAAAUCAUUCAAUCACUCCGCAAGGCCUUUCCAUUGCUGAGGGUGUUGCACUUUGCACCAGAUGAAUCUGUCAUUUUCACGCGUUGCCAUAGAGACUUUUCUCGGUUAUUUCAUCUUAAGUACAUUGCUAUCUCAACUACACUCAAAGUCCUCCCUACCGAGAUUGGGAACUUGCAAAAUUUGCAGACUCUUAUAGUUAGGACAACGGAGAAUACUCUUAAAAUUAAAGGUGACAUAUGGAGCAUGUCAAGGUUAAGGCAUUUUCAAACCAACUCUUCUGCCGAACUUCCUUCCCCUUCUGCUCCGAAGACUAAGGAUGAUCCCUUUCCAAAUCAAAACUUACAAACCCUUUCCAAGGUUUCACCUUUAAGCUGCACGGCUACUGCACUUGCCAAGGUCCCAAAUCUCAAGAAAUUGGGCAUUCGGGGGACUUUGGCUAAACUAUUGGAGACAGAUAAAAAGAGUGGAUCUAGUUUGUUCAAAAACCUCAGAGAGUUUAAGUUGUUGGAAAAUCUAAAGCUGUUGAAUGACGGGGAGGAACUACAACACCUUCCUCAGAAGUAUGAAUUUCCAGUGAACCUAACAAAGCUGACCCUGUCAAAGACCUCUCUCCAUUGGAGAGAAUUGGCGGUAUUGGGAACACUUGAAAAACUUGAAAUCCUCAAGUUGCAUGAGCAUGCAGCUGUAGGAGAGUGUUGGGAGCCAAUCAUUGGCGGGUUUCUUUGUCUUCAGGUCCUGCAUAUUGAGAGGAUUGACUUAAGAUACUGGAAAGCUUCAAAUAAACACUUCCCAGGACUCAAGAGCCUUGUUCUUAGGCACUGUGAGAAGCUCGAGGAGAUCCCACCUGUCCUGGCAGAUAUAAGCAAUCUUCAAGAGAUAGACGUGAACCACACCAAGAAGGCAAUCAAGUCUGCACAGAACAUACUCAAGCGGAAACAACAGAAACAGGACCCAACUGAAAAAUGCACCCGCAGAUUCAAGCUCACUAUCUACCCUCCACUGGAUCCUUCUCAACAAAGCUAGCUUUGCCAGGUAUAUUUAAUGCAGUAGUGCUAGAAUUCAUCAGCCCACUUUGAAUUCUUGAAGUUAAUUGUUACAAUCAGAGCAUUGAAGGG
Ipomoea nil (Japanese morning glory) is the source of this 1577-nucleotide messenger RNA. Its product is annotated as putative late blight resistance protein homolog R1B-14. Gene Ontology annotation, biological process: protein folding. The coding region runs from base 1 to 1485 and encodes 494 amino acids. Lineage: Eukaryota; Viridiplantae; Streptophyta; Magnoliopsida; Solanales; Convolvulaceae. Gene Ontology annotation, molecular function: alpha-tubulin binding. The transcript is spliced from 3 exons. The record is from RefSeq and is a predicted model, not a curated record.